AUGCCUGUGUUUAAAAAUCUAGUCGAACUCUUCUCUAACUUGUCACCGCGACGCCAACGCCAGACCGAAGAUCAACGAUCUGCUGUUCAACGUGCAGAACGACCGCCCUCGACCCCUCCUCGUUCUCGACCAGCUGGAUCUGGUCGCGACUCUUUUCCCCUGGGAUCUGAAAUCAACCUGACCGAACUCACCUCUCCCCGAAACACUGGGAUCACUCUUCUUCCAACGGCUGCUCCCAGUUAUGUCGACACUUUUUCGUCCCCAACUGGAUCUACAACCGCGGACGAACUAUUGCGCUCACGUUUCUCCCACCCUUUUCUAAGCCCAACUACCCGGUUAGACAUGUCCCAUCGGAACCCAGAACCUUUCCCUACCGGCAGGCCAAAGCUGAUGCCACCCAAUCCCAGGCCGGGUGAUUCGUCGCAGAUGUUGGACAAGGACCAGCAAAAAGAUUCCCAAAAUCGGCAAGAUGAGGCGCGUUUGUUCGGAGCCAAAUACCGUGACUCCCACGCCGUCAAGAUAAAGCCCGGCGCGUCCCUCCAUUCUAAGAACAAGAAACCAGGGUCUAGCUUCGCGUUCUCCCCCCAAAACAAAAUUUCACAAAAUCAGAAUGCCCGAAGCAGCGGGCCGGUCCGUUCUUACGGAGAACCAAAUCAACAAACUUCACGGAGAAAGUCUCCCAAAUUUGACGAUGCGUUCGAAGAGUCGAGUCGGCCUACUAAGAUCCGGCGCCAGAGUGAAACCAGCGAAACAAUUGACCUUACAGUCCCAGCAAAUCUAGCCAUAGAUCGGUUGGCACAACCCACAAAACGUCGCAACCGGCGUGAUAGUUCCAGGGACGCGGAGAAUGGCGCCAAAUCAGCGCAAAGCUCUAUUCGUCCCCAUCAUGACCAAUUCUCUUAUGCUGACUCUCGGGAUGAAAAGUUCACUGAAACAGCAGCGCAGCAACGCCGAAACAUGGCGAGAUCUACGGAUCCCCGACUAUCUCAGAUCAAUCGCAGAUCAAACCAGGCUAAUGAGGCCAUUGUUAUUGGGAACAUCGAGGUUGGAUCAAAAGGAUCUGGUCCGAAUCGCAUUGCAGUUCCUUUAACGAAUUUCCGUCGUCUUGCCAAUGGCAGGGAAAGUCCAGAUGAGCUCCAGGGCGACAUCACCACACAUCGAGUACCGAAAUCCUUGUCAGAAAAACAACCCCAGACCACUCGCCCAUCCAAACCCACCAUACAUACAGAAACACCGACUCGAAAACGCUCCCCAUCCGAUAUCCCACUUCAAGACUUUUCCUCGCCAGCACCGGCCAUCAAAAAGGCCAAGAUAUCUCAAAAGCACUCUGAUAAGAAACAUCAAUUGCGGUAUUUCCGAAUCGGUACCUCGAGCACAAGUUGUGAUAUGAAGGAAACCGUCCCAAUUUAUUCAAACAAGCAAGGGUUUGAAUUUCGUGAGGAUGCACUCGGCCAGGGUAACACAAUAUCAAUACCCUUCCAAAAAAUCAUGCACAUUGUGGUCGGCGAGAAGCCCAGCCGGAAAGUGAGAAUGAAACUCGCCCGUCCCUUCGAACCAGAUGAUCAGCUCGAUAUUGAGUUUUGGACCACCGACGAAAAGGAAAAAUUACUGGAAGUAUUGCCUAAAGCCGUUGCCCACCGCCAGAGCAAAGAGAUGAAAUGGAUGGACAGGUCGUUUUUGAGAUAUGAAAAGCAAUUCCCACAGGACAACACAUCGGAAAACAAGCGGCCCAAGAAGCGGCUUCUUGAUGAGUUGAUGGAAGACCCUGAUCCCGCGCACUCUCCUCCUCCCUCUCGACGGCCCAAACUUUCCAAGUCCUUGAGAGAUGACCAUGGUGAAGUCAACAAUGUUAAUUCAAUUAAGAUCAAAUGCGCCCAGGAAAAGGGAAGAUCUGGAAACGGCAAUGCCGAUUCUCGAGUUUCUGCCAAAGAGCCACAGAAUCACCAACCUCUCGAUGCCGACGGUCCUCUUGAUACGGAUGGUGGAGUUCGAACUUCCGUCAACCCACCGGAACGCGAGACCCGAUCUUCCACCCGCUGUGUCGUUAACAAGCCCGACGUGUCGAAUGGAGAUAUUACUUCCGAAAGAAACUCGAAGCCACUUCUCAGGGACGAUUCUUUCCGGCACAUUUGGGAGAAACCAUUGGUGUACCCGCGAAGUGGAAAGAAGAAGGCUGAGGUCACACUGAACGAUCGUGAACGGUUACUCCGUGACGACUUUUUGAACGAUAACCUGAUCGCUCUCUACAUGCGUUUCCUUCAGGAUCAUCUCGAACGCACCAACAAGGAGGCUGCCAAACGUAUCUACUUCUUCAACACCUACUUCUUUGCAACCCUCACGAACACCCCACGGGGGGACCGUGGGAUCAACUAUAGUGGUGUGGAGAAGUGGACUCGGAACGUUGAUCUCUUCAGUUAUGACUAUAUCGUCGUUCCGAUCAAUGAGAGUGCCCAUUGGUAUGUUGCAAUCAUUUGCAACUUGCCAAGCUUGUCUCUUGGUUUUGCCGACGGCGUAGAGCCGGUUCAAACGCCGACUUUACAGAAAGAGUCAUCCAAUGCAUCUGAGAGUGAGAUCCAGGAAAUUGAAGAGACCCCUGAGCCGGAACCAAAGUCAAAGUCAGAGCUCAAUGCUUCUGACAAGGCCAGUCCACCUCGCGAGAUUCGAAAUGGAUCUGAUAUCGGAGGAGACCUUGCUUCCCUGCAGAUUGAGGCGAAUGAGCAUGCGAUACGGGAUACAAAGAACUCAGAGGAUCAGUACCCGCCCACCAAACCCCCACUUCCACUCCCAAAUCUCUCCAAAUUCGCUGCCCAAAAGCUAGCCCAAGACCAGGCUGCGGCGUCACAACCCACCCACAAAUCCAAGAAGAAAAGAAGUGGGUUAAAGUUGGAUCCAAACCAAACAACGAUCAUCACAUUUGACUCUCUUGACAUGCCUCGCUCCCCCACCAUCAAAAUCCUACGCGAGUACAUCUGCCGCGAAGCAGAGUCCAAACGCGGCGUUGAACUCGACCCGAACGACGUCAAGGGCAUGCGGGCUCGCGAUAUUCCCCUUCAGCCCAAUUUCUGGGACUGCGGUCUUUAUCUGCUGGCAUACCUGGAGAAGUUUGUUCAAAGCCCUGAUUGGUUUAUCACCAAGGUGCUACAGCGGAGUAUGAGCUCUAUCGAUGACUGGCCUCCACUAGGCUCUGGUCUCCUGCGAUACCGUCUUGGAAAGUUCUUGGACGAGCUGUACGAAGAACAGGGGCAAGCCAAUGAGCCUGUCAUGGCAGCCAGACAACCCGUUUCAUUCCUGCUUGGCCCACCCCUUCCUUCUCAGGAGGAAAUUCCGAAUGUUGAUGUGGUACCUGAAUCUCAGCAGGAGACUGAUCCUUCAAAGGACCCUGCAAAAACUGCCGAUUCGAAGACAGAAGACUCGAGUGAAGAUUCAACCACGGACCAGAUGCAUCUCUUACCUACCGCAAAACCCCCGAAACACACCCAAGCAUUCUCCAACCCACCUACAGACGCAGAAUCGCAAAAUGGCCAUGUUCCUCCACCAAAGGAGGAACCCAUCAUCCAGGUACCCGGUAGCCAGGAAGAGCCCGAAGUGCCAAGCACACCACCGCGCCCUACAAGAAAAGAACGAAAGAGACAAAGCCCACGAGGCCCUCUGCAAAAGAGAUGA
Penicillium concentricum is the source of this 3663-nucleotide messenger RNA. RefSeq lists its product as uncharacterized. Gene Ontology annotation, molecular function: SUMO-specific endopeptidase activity. Lineage: Eukaryota; Fungi; Ascomycota; Eurotiomycetes; Eurotiales; Aspergillaceae. Bases 1 to 3663 code for a protein of 1220 amino acids. The record is from RefSeq and is a predicted model, not a curated record. Gene Ontology annotation, biological process: protein desumoylation. The transcript has 5 exons. Gene Ontology annotation, cellular component: nucleus; cytoplasm.